Fusarium pseudograminearum CS3096 is the source of this 3147-nucleotide messenger RNA. RefSeq lists its product as uncharacterized. The transcript is spliced from 4 exons. The record is from RefSeq and is a predicted model, not a curated record. Gene Ontology annotation, molecular function: GTPase activity; translation initiation factor activity; GTP binding. Bases 1 to 3147 code for a protein of 1048 amino acids. Lineage: Eukaryota; Fungi; Ascomycota; Sordariomycetes; Hypocreales; Nectriaceae.
AUGCCGCCCAAGAAGAAGGGAAACAAGAAGAACCAGCAGGAUGACUGGGAAGCCGAGCUGGGCGAGACUAUUGCCCCGCCCGCCGCUGCCAACGGUGCCGAUGGUGACGCCAACGACGAGGACGAUGAGGGCGGCGCUGGUGGUCUGAUGGCCACCCUGCGCAAGAACAAAGAGAAGCGCAAGAAGAAGGGCAUCGUCGAACCCGAGCCCACCCCCGAGGAGCCUGCUGUCGAAGAGCCUCCCGCCCAAGCCCCUGUCGAGGCCAACAUCGACGAUGAGUUCGCUCUGCCUGAAAAGAAGGGUAAGGGCGGCAAGCAGAACAAGCAGCCUGCUAAGAAGGCUGAGCCCGCCGCCGCCGAUGAUGCCGAAGGUGGCCGAAUCUUGACCAAGGCCGAGAAGGAGAAGCUCAAAAAGGAGCGUGAGAAGCAGCGAAAGAAGGAGCAGGCCGCCGCCAAGAAGAAGGGUGGUGCUGCCCCCAAGGACGAGCCCGCCAAGCCUGCCGUCGCCGAGAAGAAGGAGGAGGCUGCCCCUGCUGAGGCUGCCCCUGAGCCCGAAGCUGCUGGAGGCAAGAAGAAGAAGCUUCCCGCCCAUCUUGCCAAGCUUCAGAAGCAACAAGAGGACCUUAAGCGUCAACGAGAAGAAGCCGAGAAAGCUUCAGCUGAGGCCAAGGCGCAGGCCGAAGAGGAGGAUCGUCUUGCUGCCGAGGAAGAAAAGAAGCGCGAGGAGGCCAGGGCCUUGAAGAAGCAGAAGGAGAAGGAGCGUAUUGAGCAGCUCAAGAAGGAGGGCAAAUACCUGACCAAGGCUCAAAAGGAGGAGAAGGCCCGAAAUGAGCUGAAGCUUCAGCAGAUGUUGGCUGCUGGUAUCCAAGUUGGCCCUGCUGAAGGUGGUGAGAAGAAGGGCAAGCCCGCAGACACAAGAAGAAAGAAGGGUCGUGGCCAACAAAAGAUUGAUGAGGAGAAGGCCCUUGCAGAAGCUGCCGAGCGAGCACAAAAGGAAGCUGAAAAGGCCCUGAAAGAAGCCGAAGAGAAGGCUGCCCGUGAGAAGGCCGAAGCCGAAGCCAAGGCUGCCGCUGAGAAGAAGGCUGAGGAGAGUGACAUUGAUGAUGACUGGGAAGCCGCAGCUGCAUCUGAUGGCGAUGUUAAGGACAGCUGGGAUGCCGACUCUGAUGAAGAUGGUGCCGGAAAGGAGAAGGAGAACGGAAAGACACAAGACUCUGCCGAAGACGAGUCCGAGGAGGAAUCCUCUGACGACGAAGCUGUCACAGCCGCAAAGGCCGCAGAGGCACAGCGAAAGCGAGAAGCUGCCGAGCGCCGCGAGAAGGCUCACCAGGCCGCCCUGGCUGCCCGAUCCAAGGACAACCUGCGAUCGCCCAUUUGCUGUAUUCUCGGUCACGUCGAUACCGGAAAGACCAAGCUCCUCGACAAGAUCCGACAGACCAACGUCCAGGAGGGCGAAGCUGGUGGUAUUACUCAGCAGAUUGGUGCUACAUACUUCCCCUCUGAAGCCAUUAAGCAGAAGACAGCUGUCGUCAACCAAGACGGCAAGUUUGAGCUCAAGGUUCCCGGUCUUCUUGUCAUCGAUACCCCUGGUCACGAGUCUUUCUCUAACCUCCGAUCUCGCGGUUCAUCGCUUUGUAACAUUGCCAUUCUGGUCGUCGAUAUCAUGCACGGUCUCGAGCCCCAGACCCUCGAGUCCAUGCGCAUGCUGAGAGAUCGCAAGACUCCUUUCAUUGUUGCCCUCAACAAAAUCGAUCGUCUUUACGGCUGGAAGCAAGUUGCCAACAAUGGUUUCCAGGACAGUCUGGCCCUGCAGAGCAAGGCUGUCCGUAACGAGUUUGAGACUCGUCUUGAAAAGACAAAGGUUGCCUUCGCUGAGCAGGGUUUCAACUCUGAGCUUUUCUACGAGAACAAGUCCAUGUCCAAGUACGUCUCGCUUGUGCCCACUUCAGCCCACACUGGCGAGGGUGUUCCCGACAUGUUGAAGCUCAUUUGCGAGCUCACCCAAGAGCGUAUGGUCGGUUCUCUCAUGUACCUUUCUGAGGUUCAAGCUACCGUCCUUGAAGUCAAGGCCAUUGAAGGUUUCGGUAUGACCAUCGAUGUCGUCCUCUCUAACGGUAUUCUGCGAGAGGGUGAUCGCAUUGUUCUGUGUGGUACAGAAGGAGCCAUUAAGACAAAUAUCAGAGCACUUCUCACACCAGCGCCCAUGAAGGAGCUGCGUCUCAAGUCAGCAUACGUCCACAACAAGGAGGUCAAGGCCGCUCUAGGUGUCAAGAUCAGUGCCCCUGGCCUUGAGGGUGCCAUUGCUGGUUCCCGCCUGAUGGUUGUUGGCCCUGAUGACGAUGAAGAUGACAUCGAGGAUGAGGUCGAGUCCGAUCUUGCUGUUCUCUUCAACCGUGUCGAGAAGUCCGGUCGUGGUGUCAGUGUCCAGGCCUCGACUCUGGGUUCACUUGAGGCUCUGCUUGAUUUCCUCAAGGACUGCAAGAUUCCCGUUGCCAACGUUGGUAUUGGACCCGUCUACAAGCGUGAUGUCAUGCAAUGUGGUGUCAUGUUGGAGAAGGCGCCAGACUAUGCCAUCAUGCUGUGUUUCGAUGUCAAGGUCGACAAGGAAGCUCAGCAGUACGCCGAGGACCAGGGUAUCAAGAUCUUCACAGCCGAUAUUAUUUACCAUCUGUUUGAUUCCUUCACCAAACACAUGGACGCGCAGAUCGAGAAGAAGAAGGAGGAAUCUAAGAUGCUUGCUGUCUUCCCUUGUGUCCUCAAGCCUGUCAAGGUUUUCAACAAGAACGAUCCCAUCGUCAUUGGUGUGGAUGUUACCGAGGGUCAGCUCCGAAUCAACUGCCCUGUCGCUGCCGUCAGGAACAACCCCACAACUGGUGUCAAGGAAGUUGUUAAGCUGGGCAGAGUUACUUCUAUCGAGCGAGAACACAAGCAGAUCCCUGUGUGCAAGCGCAAGGAGCCUUCAGUCGCUAUCAAGAUCGAGAUGGGUGGUAACCAGCCCAUGUACGGUCGCCACCUCGAAGAAGAGGAGACUCUGUACAGUUUGAUCUCAAGAGCCAGCAUCGAUACUCUCAAGGAGUUCUACCGAAAGGAAGUCACCAACGAGGAGUGGCAGCUAAUCAUCAAGCUCAAGCCCUUGUUCGAUAUCUGA